Molecule: messenger RNA, 2013 nt
Organism: Vidua chalybeata
Lineage: Eukaryota; Metazoa; Chordata; Aves; Passeriformes; Viduidae
Exons: 2
Coding region: 264-1652 (462 amino acids)
Source: RefSeq, a predicted model, not a curated record
CCACAGAUGUCGUUCUUACAGACACCCAGGCUCUUGUAUGGCAAAAGGCAUGGAGGAGAUCCCUGGAGGAGCUGAGAGCCAGAUACCAGGGCGGACGCAGAUCCAAGAAGCAAAGACACAGGCACGCAAACGAAGGCAGACAACGGCGCUGCAAACAUCUCAUCAGACAACGAUUGACAACUCAGAGACUUGGGGUUCUUCUUGGGACUUGAGUGUCAUUCGGGUGUUGCUGCACUGCAAGGUUUCUCACAGAAAGUGAGGACAUGGGCAUGGGGUUCAGACAGAUAGUGUUCAUGUGCUUCAUUCUUUUGCCUGUUGCCAUGAGCAAUAGGGCACAUUUUCCCAUGAGACAGCCAAAGGGAAAUGUGUGGGAAACUUUGGCAAAGGCAGCAGGUCUGGACAGCAUUUGUCUGACUCAUUCAAGGCCAGGGAAACCAUUCUCGACAUGUUUGGUAGGUGUGCCGGUGAAGGAAUGGCCGAUCCCAAAGAACAUCCCUCCAAAGGUUCUGAAAUCUUUUUCGGAUCCUAUGGAAGGAUGGCAUGUCUGGACACAGUUCCUUCCUGUGGCUCAUUUCGAACCCCAGGAAUUGGACAUCUUUGGGUCAACAAGAAUGAAAUUUUGCAUCAUAUUCAACCCAUCGGGAGUGACAGAGACAGAUAACCACACGAUAGAUGUCACUCCAAACCAGCUCUUUUACAGAAAUGCAUCAUCCUGGUGCAAUUACACCAAGAUGAUGAGCAAACUAUCCCUCCAGAAUCCAGCCGUUUUACCAAAAGGAAUUUUCUUGAUUUGUGGGGACAGAAUUUGGCCUGCUAUCCCUGCAAAAAUCAGGGGCGGUCCAUGCAGCAUUGGAGAACUCUCAUUGAUAAAACCCAAUUUGAAAACUUUGAGGGAACAGUCACACAGGAAAAUAAGAUCCAUUGAACAAUAUGGCCCAAAUUGUGAUGAUGAGGUUUAUACCUGGAACAAGGCUCGGAGAAUUGCAGUAGCAAUUUUCUCACCCCAAGCAGCAUCGGGGGUGGCCUUGACACAAUUGGACCACAUAGCGUGUUGGUUGAGCAAACACACUCGUGCCAUUUCCUCUGCACUGAGCGACAUGUUAACAGAUAUCGACAGUGCGAGACAAGCAACACUCCAGAACAGGGCGGCAAUUGAUUAUUUGCUGCUAUCACACGGACAUGGGUGUGAAGAAUUUGAGGGAAUGUGCUGCAUGAACUUGUCUGAUCAUUCGAAAUCUAUCCAUGAAAACAUAAAACAAAUGCAAAAUAGCAUCAACAAAUUGCAAAAGGUUACAGGAUCAUGGUGGGAUGACUUCAUCAACCUUUUUGGUCUCUCACCAUUGUGGAGGGAGCUUUUGAAGAUAGCAUUUUAUAUUCUUAUAGGGUUUCUAGUUCUCCUGCUUGUUCUGCCGUGCAUUUUUCUAUGCACUCGGCGGGUCAUGGACAAAGUGGCAAGACAGGUCUUCUUGGUGCAAACAGGAGGGGGAGAUGUCGGAACCCAAGGUGUCCCUCAGACACUCUUGGAUGUUCUGGGCCCAGGGCAGAAGCCUCUGAGACCCUGGCAGGCGGCCAGGGACCCCUGUGGUCUUGAGCUUGACCCAUGGAACAAUUUACCAACCUUACAGGAAGAACAAGAAAUCACAAAAGUUUAGAUAUUAUAGUAGAAGUAGUCACAAAGUGAAAGGUAGGAUUUUUGAGUGCUGUACAGGGGGGUUUUAGGCCUUGUACAGGGGGGUCUGAGUUUUGUACAUGGGGGUCAGAAGUUCUAAGAUGGAGGGAUUUGGGCGUGCCCUGUCCUCCUUCUUUCUUCUUCCUAUUCUCCAUGUUCUUGGUGGUGUUGGCACUCACAGAUUGGUUUAGAGUAGAAAGUCACUGUUCAACAUAGGUAGUAGGCAUUGGGGAAAAACUAUAAACACCUAAUACGUAAUGUGUGAUAUAAAAGAUGGCACCAGCCCCUCGGGGAGGGGAGACGGGGACAGCCAGAGACGGGGACAGACAGAGUCAGGGACAAUG